This is a messenger RNA of Carya illinoinensis, 1005 nucleotides long. RefSeq lists its product as uncharacterized. The coding region runs from base 1 to 1005 and encodes 334 amino acids. The record is from RefSeq and is a predicted model, not a curated record. NCBI's taxonomy places the organism in Eukaryota, Viridiplantae, Streptophyta, Magnoliopsida, Fagales, Juglandaceae. Gene Ontology annotation, molecular function: RNA-DNA hybrid ribonuclease activity; nucleic acid binding. The transcript has 2 exons.
AUGGAUAUUCUAAGGAAGGUCUUCAUGGAAGAGGAAGUGGAUUUGGUGAGUAGAAUUCCUAUUAGUGUGAGUAAUGCUCAAGACAAGCUGAUAUGGAGGUGUACAAAAGAUGGUAGAUUCUCAGUUAGGAGUGCAUAUUAUUUGGCAGGGGAAAUGGCAGCUGAACAAAAAGGGCAGUCUUCUCAACUUAGGCAGAAGUGUGACUUAUGGACUAGACUAUGGAAGCUAAAGGUACCAAGUGCCACACAUGUAUGGGGGUACAAUCAAAACUGUUUACAAAAGUUGAAGGUGGUGGAUGUUCCUUUCAAGGAGUUGGUUACAGAACUGUUUGAUGGUUUAGAUGAGCAUAGCAUUACAGUUUUUGCUGAAACUGCCUAUAUGUUAUGGAGAAGAAGAAACAGUUAUGUGUUUGAAAGUAAGUUCUUGGACCCGAAUGCAUUAGUAAAGGCUGCCAAUCAAAAAGUCAUUGACUUCAUGGAGGCAAAUAAGAAAAUAGGGGAAGUAAGGGUUGCUGCUAAUCAGGUCCAGUCUUACUGGUGUGCUCCUCCUGAUCAGUUUCAUAAGGCCAACUUGGAUGCUUCAAUGGACAGGGCCAAGUGCAGAAUAGGCAUAGGAGUGAUUAUCAGAGAUUGGAAGGGUAAGGCAAUGGCUACACUCAGAUGCCAAAGGGCUCUAUUUCCAGAUCCAGUUAUAGCAGAGGCACUAGGGGCUCUAAAAGCAAUCUCACUGUGCCAACAACUAUAUAUAAAUAGAGUAAUUCUAGAGGUAGAUGCUAAAACAGUGGUGGAUGACAUUAACUGUGGUAUAGAGAAGUGGAACUCAGGAGGCAUGAUCAUACAAGACAUUAGGCACAAACUUAGGUUGAUGGAGCAGUGGUCUGUGCAGUAUAUCCAAAGGUCCAUUAAUGUUAUAGCUCAUUUACUAGCUAAGGAUGCACUUAAACUCUCUGAGGAGAGCAUUGUAUUGGAGGGAAUCCCUUCGUGUAUCCAAGCUUCAAUGCUUUAA